Molecule: messenger RNA, 1218 nt
Organism: Rhinolophus ferrumequinum (greater horseshoe bat)
Lineage: Eukaryota; Metazoa; Chordata; Mammalia; Chiroptera; Rhinolophidae
Gene: NAGK
Product: N-acetylglucosamine kinase
Exons: 10
Coding region: 41-1075 (344 amino acids)
Molecular function (GO): N-acetylglucosamine kinase activity
Source: RefSeq, a predicted model, not a curated record
GGAAGCAAGCCGCCAGAUCGGCGUCGGCGUUUGCAGCAGCAUGGCCGCGCUCUACGGGGGUGUAGAAGGGGGAGGAACACGGUCCAAGGUCCUCUUACUCUCCGAGGAUGGGCAGAUCCUGGCAGAAGCAGAUGGACUCAGCACAAACCACUGGCUGAUCGGGACAGACAAGUGUGUGGAAAGGAUCAACGAGAUGGUGAACAGGGCCAAACGGAAAGCAGGAGUGGAUCCUCUGGUCCCUCUGCGUAGCUUGGGCUUAUCCCUGAGCGGUGGAGAGCAGGAGGACGCAGUGAGGAUCCUGACAGAGGAGCUGAGGGACCGAUUUCCCUACCUGAGUGAAAGCUACUUAAUCACCACUGAUGCCGCUGGCGCCAUCGCCACAGCUACGCCAGAUGGUGGCAUCGUGCUCAUCUCUGGGACAGGCUCCAACUGCAGGCUCAUCAACCCCGAUGGUUCUGAGAGUGGCUGCGGCGGCUGGGGCCACAUGAUGGGGGACGAGGGCUCAGCCUACUGGAUUGCACACCAAGCAGUGAAAAUAGUGUUUGACUCCAUCGACAACCUAGAGGCCGCUCCUCAUGACAUUGGCUACGUCAAACAGGCCAUGUUCAACUAUUUCCAGGUGCCAGAUCGGCUAGGAAUCCUCACCCACCUGUAUAGGGACUUUGAUAAAUGCAGGUUUGCUGGGUUUUGCCGGAAAAUUGCAGAAGGUGCUCAGCAGGGAGAUCCGCUUUCCCGUUACAUCUUCAGGAAGGCUGGGGAGAUGCUGGGCAGACACGUUGUGGCAGUGUUGCCGGAGAUUGACCCGGUCUUGUUCAAAGGGGAGAUUGGCCUCCCCAUCCUGUGUGUGGGCUCGGUGUGGAAGAGCUGGGAGCUGCUGAAGGAAGGUUUCCUUCUGGCGCUGACCCAGGGCAGAGAGGUCCAGGCUCAGAACUCCUUCUCCAGCUUCACCCUGAUGCAGCUGCGGCACUCCUCCGCCUUGGGCGGGGCCAGCCUCGGGGCCAGGCACAUCGGGCACGUCCUCCCCAUGGACUACACUGUCAAUGCCAUUGCCUUCUACUCUUACACCUUCUCCUAGGGGGCGGGCCCUGGCUACACCCGCUCCAGGCCCAGUGGACAUUGGGUGCUGGAAGGGAGGAGUUCUUUUCUCCUCCUCCUUUUUUUUUUUCUAAAAGAAAAACACAUAUAGAAGAAAAUAAACGCACUUUACUCACUCCCCAA